AUGAGCGCAAGAAAAAUCAGGAACAACAGGAACGGCAGCACCAACACCAAGGACAGGCUAGUCCGUCACCCGGAUCCCAUGCCGGUGGCUGGUGCUCCCGAUUUCCACUCCCUCUUUCACCGGCCAAGCUUUAUCGAGGAUGCUCUCGCCGACCGGGUGCCUCACGGACUCCUUUACGGUAUCUGUGCCUUGUCUGCCAGAUUCUCGACCGACCACUCCUUCGCGGACAUUGACCCGCGGGACAGAGGUCGUGUAUAUCUGACAGCUGCUGAGAAGCUGACCAACCUUCGCGAUGUGUCGUUAACAACCAUCCAACUUUGUGUGCUGGUGGGAGCCGCGGCAACAGCCGAUGGGGAUGGGGAAACAGAAAACAUCUACUAUGGCGUAGCAUGUCGCAUGGCACAGCUGCUGGACCUCCCCAACCGACCAGCAACCAGCCUCUUGGAACGCGAGAUCAAUAUAAGGGUCUGGUGGUCACUCUGCAUGAUUGACGUGUGGUCAUCCACCGCAGUCAAGCUGCCCAAAUUGCUACCGGCGAGAUCCGACAUUCCCCUGCCGAUGGACGAUCUGCCGUUCCUAUCGAUGAGUCGCAGCGUUCCUGCAGCACCCUUGUCGAACCAGAGCUCGCAGCAUCUCUCGCAGAUGGUGAGGCUGAAUAGGAUCUUGCUCGACAUUAAUGACUUUAACCAGCGUUGCGUGGCCGAGAACCCUAACUGGGACUCUCUGGAGCAGGGCGUAGAGACCUUGAGCGCUCGUAUGGAAGCCUGGCUUGCAGAUCUCCCAGACAACAUGAGAGAUACACCCGAGAACUUUGCCUGGUUCGCGGCACGAGGUCUCGGCCGGACCUUUGCUGCGGUGUACUUGGGAUACUAUCACUUUGGGCAGCUCCUUUAUUACCAGUUUCUGUACGGUGCAGCUGCUACAACGGCCAUCAACCCUACGGCAUCCGCGUCCGUCGCGCGCCGAGACUCGUAUGCAAACAAAUGCAAAGACCACGCCGCCCGGCUGUGCGACAUGGUGUAUCGCGCUCAAACAACAGCCGGCGCUGACGUUAGAUAUACCAUGACGGCGCAUGUACUGGUCAUCGCGUCCACGGUCCAAAUCCACACCCUGUUGUUCAGCGGCAACGAGGCAGACAUAAGCGUGGCCCGCCAGCGUUUGGAGAGAAAUUUUGAGCUCAUUUUGCAACUGCGAUGCUACUGGCCAACGACGGACCACGCCAUCAGCCGCCUGAGAGCAUUCCACGAGACGGCGCGGACCAGCAUCGACACGAGCUUCGUCCUUGACCGUUGGAUGCUCCGAUUUCUGGUUGAGUUUGCGGGGCCAAUGGAGGAAAAGGACGUCGGAAGUAUCCGGCGCGGGGAUGGAGAUGAGAUGGAGUCACUGUGGACGAUGGAGGGGCUCCGAUGA
This is a messenger RNA of Colletotrichum aenigma, 1410 nucleotides long. RefSeq names its product putative transcriptional regulatory protein. The record is from RefSeq and is a predicted model, not a curated record. Gene Ontology annotation, biological process: DNA-templated transcription. Gene Ontology annotation, cellular component: nucleus. Lineage: Eukaryota; Fungi; Ascomycota; Sordariomycetes; Glomerellales; Glomerellaceae. Gene Ontology annotation, molecular function: DNA binding; zinc ion binding. The transcript has 4 exons. The coding region runs from base 1 to 1410 and encodes 469 amino acids.